UAUUAGUUCUGUCCGACGCGCUGCCGAGGAAUCUGUGCAAGAAUCUCGCGUGAGGCGUCUGACACGUGCGUCGCGUAAUUUCCGACGCCCGUCGCGACGCGGUGCAUCGAGUGUGCGAGGGAGCGGGCGAGCGUUUAGGGAAAAGUGGCGAGUGCGAGGGAGAGCGGCGCCCCUGCUGCCUGCUAAUAAAGUGAGGAGGCGCCACCGCCCUCGGGGGGGGGUGCACACGACAACCAUGCUUAGGGGAUUAAGACUGUUUUUGAUAGCAACCGUGGUGUUGCUACUACGUGUCGCUCCGUCCGUUGCAGAAGACUUACCGUUUGACUUACCGCCGUCCUUUCUACAAGCUGAGAGUGCCGAAGCGGCAGCAUUUUCUUAUGACUACAACCCUCCUGGACGCGGUGACGAUCCCGUUUCGCGACUCCAGAACCCAAUACGUCGACGAAAGCGACGAUGGCUUUCCCGCUUUCGGGUUCCGAUCUGGGGCAGACGUCAAGGUCGCCCUCAAACAAAUCCUGCCACACUCCAUCGACGAGGAAUUCUCCAUUUUGGUUAGUGCCAAACCGGUCACGAAGAACGGCGGUUUUAUUUUUGCCAUCGUCAAUGCCAUGGAAACCGUCGUACAAUUGGGCAUCAAAAUAAUGCCAGAAACUGGCCCCACGACCACCAUAGCGCUCUACCACACCGACUCAGCUACAGAAGUGACCUCGCGCAUAGUGGCCAACUUCACGGUGCCAAAGUUCUCCAACAAAUGGACCAAGUUCGCCUUGAGGAUCAGCAACGAUGACGUCACUUUGUUCUUCAACUGUUCGAAGACAGCUACGGUGGACAGCGUCCGGUUCCCGGUCACCUUUGACUCGGCGUCGACGCUGUAUCUGGCCCAGGCCGGACCCCGGAUCGGGGGGGCCUUCGAGGGAGCGUUGGCUUACCUGAAAAUCUUCAGGGACCCCCUGAGGGCCGAGGAACAGUGCAAGACGGAAUUCCAGGGAUUUAUUGACCCUCAGGGCGACGAAAGCCUUAAUAACACUAUAAGCAUAGAUAAUGACGAUAUUAAUGAAGAUUAUGACAUAAGUAAUGACAUAAACACUUACGUGGAACGCACCGAUUUCCCGCCCUACCGCAAAGAGGAGACGCACCACCAAGACGGGGGCGACCUGGAGGGCGACGACUUGGGGACCUUCCCACCCCCGCCGCCCUUUCCUCCCGACGUCGGUAAGACUUGCCUUCCCUGCGGCAGCUUACCGGAAAAUUGUUGUAACGUUUUGUUUAAUAAUUCGCAUGCAGCAGGACGAUAUCGCGGCGAGAAGGGAGAAAAAGGAUCUAGGGGCUCCCCUGGUGAAUCAGUGAGGGGCCCACCAGGGCCCCCGGGCCUCCCUGGCGCCGACGCCCCCGAGGUAAGCUUCACUUACCCACCACCCUCGAAACUAACCUCUAAUCAAUUUAAGGCCAAGUGCUCUUGCAACAUCACCUCAAUCAUCAGCUCUCUGAGCAAGAACUUACCUCACUCGCCAGCCGCUUCGGCGUUACCUGGUAAGGAAGGCUUACCGGGGAUGCCCGGGGAACAGGGCAGGCCGGGGGAGAAGGGCCCGCCUGGACCCCGCGGUGAGAAAGGAGAAAGAGGAGAAAGGGGUCCUCCGGGACCUCCAGGGCCUCCAGGUAACCGAGGAGAGCCGGGCAGGGACGGUUCUCCAGGCCCACCAGGACCGCCAGGGCCUGCAGGUCCCCCUGGCCCCACCGAAAUUGAUAUAGGGGUCAACGUAAAUGACCUAAAGAAGGGUACCUCCGGGGUCCCGAUCAUCCGUCCGGGGAUACCAGGGAGCAAAGGUGAACCGGGAUUGCCCGGGGAACGGGGCUCCAAAGGUGACCGAGGGGCCACAGGGGCUAAAGGCGCCCCUGGAACCAAAGGGGAGAGAGGAGACAGGGGGCUGCCGGGCGAAAAGGGGUCGCAGGGCUCCAAAGGGGACACGGGGAUAGACGGUUUCCCUGGCACGCCGGGGAUUCCGGGAGAAAAGGGGGACGUGGGGCCUCAGGGUCCACCCGGGAACCCCGGCGUACUUAGUGCUAACGGUACGGCGGUGUUCAACUGUCCCCCGGGACCCCCCGGCUUAGAUGGGAAACCCGGCGAGAAAGGGUCGCAGGGGGAGAAAGGAGCACGAGGGGCUCCCGGACCCCAAGGCCCCCCGGGGGACAAAGGAGCUCCCGGCCUGGACGGUCCGCUGGGCCCCGUGGGCCCUCCGGGGUCCAAAGGGGAACGGGGAGAAAGAGGCCCCCCCGGCGAAGUGUUUAUGCACAAAGGGGUGGACGGCGAGGAAAUCAUCACCCUCAAGGGUGAAAAGGGUGACAUGGGGCGUAGAGGGCGCAGAGGUAAACAGGGCCCCCAAGGCCCCCCCGGACCUCCCGGCAAGAUCGGGGACAUCGGCCUACCGGGAUUGCAGGGCAGGAUGGGGCCUCCGGGUCCGAAAGGCGAAAAGGGCGAACCCUGGAUCGGAGAUCUCACGACCCUGAAGGGGGAUAAAGGUGAGCCGGGGAAAGACGGAGUGCCCGGAAGAGACUCCGAGAGCCGGUUUAUCCCGGUUCCGGGACCACCGGGACCUCCCGGCCCACCCGGACUACCCGGACUCUCCAUUACCGGACCCAAGGGGGAACCUGGGGAGAGCAUUUUUAGCGAACCGCUCUACAACAUGAGACCAGGAUCGGACACGGUGGAGGAGUUGAGGGCCGUCCAGGAGCUGAAGGACCUGAAGAAAUUCGAAACAGGUCGUUCGACUGAUUCGCCCCCCAUAGCGCACGCGGUGACCCAAAAAAAGGAGGCUGUGCCCCACGUGGCGGGGGCCGCAGCCUUCAGGACACGUCGGGGCAUGCUGGAGGCUAUGGGCAACAGCCCCAUCGGCACCAUGGUGUACAUUAUCGAGGAGGAGGCGCUGGUCAUCAAAGUAAAUGCCGGCUGGCAGUAUGUGGCGCUCGGUUCCCUCCUACACCCCGACCCGCAUCCCCAACACGUGGCCACUACCACGGCACCCCCGCAAGUCAACCCCCCGUUCGAAUCCAGCAACUUGGUCAACCACAAUCUGCCGAAGGUACCGGAAAGGGCGGAAGUCCCUUACGCCAUACCCACCCAAGAAGUACCGAACGUCAUCGCGAGGGUUGGGGUAGACGUCAAGAGUACACAAUUCGCCUCCCUGAGACUCGCUGCACUUAAUGACCCCUACACCGGCAACAGUGGAGGAAUCAGGGGCUCGGACUACGCCUGCUACCGGGAGGCUCACCGCGCAGGCCUCAAGGGGACUUUCAGGGCUUUCCUCUCGUCCAGGGGUCAGGACGUCAAAUCGAUCGUCCGGCAAGUAGAUCGCGUCCUCCCAGUGACCAAUCUGAGGGGCGAAGUCCUCUUUGACUCCUGGACGGAGAUGUUCGACGGAGACAUGGCCACUUUCGCUCAUCAGCCGCGCAUCUUCUCGUUUAACGGUAAGAACGUAAUGGUUGACUCACACUGGCCCCAUAAGUCGGUGUGGCACGGCGCCCUGCCAGAUGGCACCAGGGAGCUGGACAUUUCGUGUGACGCGUGGCAGUCCAGUAUGGCGGACAAACACGGACUGGCGGGAGAUUUGAAAGCGAAAACUCUCCUGGACCAGAACCGAGUGUCGUGCGAUCGCAAGUUGAUCCUGUUGUGUAUAGAGGCGACCAGUGAGAUUUUCGUGAGGAGGAGAAGAAGGGAUGCGGAGGAACAGGGCGCAGACAAUAGUACCCUCGAUUUAGAAGAAAAUUAGCGAAAACUUGUUGGUAGAUUAAUUGAUUUUUAAAUAAAAUAAGUGUUUUUUUUUGUACUCUAUAAGGGUUUGUUCGUAGUGUCAAAAUUAUUUGAUAUAUGGCUUUUUUGACGCGUUAACGGAUCUGUGUAUCAUGUGAUAAGUGUUUCUUAUGUUCUAUAGGUACUACCCUGGGCCCUUUUUAUAUGAAUGUAUGUAUUUAAUUUUAGUGUUAAGAUGUAAAUUGUAAAAAGGUCGCCGCAGACUGUUCGCACGAUUUAACGAUGAACCAUAUCAAGCAUAUAUACGCGAAUAGUCUAGGGCGAGCUUUAUAGACCUUAAUAAAGAUCGUUUGAAAAUUA
Messenger RNA from Anthonomus grandis grandis, 4105 nucleotides. RefSeq names its product collagen alpha-1(XVIII) chain (gene Mp). The record is from RefSeq and is a predicted model, not a curated record. NCBI's taxonomy places the organism in Eukaryota, Metazoa, Arthropoda, Insecta, Coleoptera, Curculionidae. The transcript has 23 exons. The coding region runs from base 378 to 3764 and encodes 1128 amino acids.